UGGUAAACAAAGAAAAUCAGUUCUUAGCAACCUCUACCACACACACACACACACACACACGCCUGCACGCUCCCACACGCACUGCUCCACCCCACAUCCACCUUCCUCGACUGGCUGGGCUUGUUAGAGCUCACACCCGUACCUGUUUGCUAGUUUGCUGAGACACCUGUCAGGGACGAAAGAGUUUUCUACUGCUCACUUCGGCUACACUCAGCUGUGUGAAGAGUGCCCUGUUGGACAUAAGGGUUGGACAGGUUGCCUGUAGGGGAAAGCACAGAGAUCCCACCAGAAGAAACAUGUCAAGCGAGGGAGACCGAGCAUCUGUGCUUCGCACCAUCAAAGUACGAACAAAGCUGAAGGGAGACGGCAGCUGGCUGCAGCGCCAAGAUGAACCUCAGGCUGAAACUCAGGAGGAGGAAAAGCCAUGGUUGGCAGAAGUUAGAGACAGGCGUUUGAACGGAACUCCCAUUGAAACAAGCCCAGUUUCCUCACCAGUAAUGUCCACGCCGCCACCAGUAAAGUCUGACAGUGAGAGUAAACCAGCAACACAAGGAUAUUUGAUCAGAGGUGUUUUUACUAAACUAGAAACGCCUGUUUCAACUCCAUCAUAUAAUGGCACAAGCAUACCAAAAACAUUCACUAAAAGGCCUUCAGAGACCUACAAGAGGAUAGCCCCUCACAUUGUGAGAAACACUUCAGAGAACCCCGAGGGCCAGCUCAGCUUUGAGGAGCAGGAGAGACGGACGGAGGCCGCCCUACAUGUUAUGAAGACAAAAGCAGAGAGAAAGCGAUCCUAUGUUAUGUCUGCUGCUAAGUUAUAUGAGACUAAAGAUACACCACCUGACACUUCUUUGGCCACCAGCAGUCCUUCAUUUGUGGCUAAAAGGGUGGAGAUUUUUGAUGAUGCCGACAGCACGGUGGAACCAUCCCCUGCUGUUUCUCCCACAUCUGCUGCCUCUGCUCCUGCACCCAAACCGCAGACAGCCUCCAGUAUUGACACAAUUGCGGCCUUGUCCGACACCCUCAUUUCUUUGGACACAAACCCUAGCAGCGCUGAGAACAACAAGCAAGAGCUGGCAGAGGAAGAAGAAAGCCCGAUGGACAGUCCCACCCCAGAGGACAGUGUUGAACAGGAGCCAGAUACAGCACCCAGAGAUAGCAAACCAAUAACAGGCGAUCUCCUGGGUUUCAGUGAUGGUCCAGAAGAACCAGCGGAGCCUGUUCCAUCCAGCCCGGGACGCUGGAGUCAGGAUCUACUCACUGGACUUGGCAGCCUCAGCAUGCAGCAGCAGGAGGAGGAGAAGCAGACGGAUGAGACAGCCGUGGAAACACAAAGCUCGGCUGAUCCGUUUGAUCCAAAUCCGAUAGGGACUGCAUCCCAUAACAGCCCCCCUGACCUGUUUGAGCCCUCCGCUGAUGUUUCCAUCAACAGUUCAGCAGCAACAGAGGAGACGAGGGAAUGUCCAAGUCCAGAAGUGCUUGAUUACCAUGUAGCAGUACCAGAAAUACUCUGCUCAUGUCCCAACGAAGCGAAACCGACCAUAACACCAGUGGGAGUUGAACAAGUCAUCUUGAAGAUAAUUCCAAGCAAAGAGGAGCCUAAGAACAAUGGGGAGGAAGAGGAGAAAGUGGAAGAGGAAGAGCUGGUCAAUGUGGUGGAGAAACAACUCCACCUCUUCUUUCUCCAGGAGGAGAAAGUAGAAGGGGAGAAUGAGGAGGACAAAGUAGAAGAGGAUGAGGAGAAUGAGGAGGAGGAGAAAGUAGAAGAGAAAGAGGAGAAUGAAGAGGAGGACAAAGUACAAAAGGAAGAGGAGAACGAGGAGGAGGAGAAAGUAGAAGAGGAUGAGGAGAAUGAGGAGGAGGACAAAGUACAAGAGGAAGACGAGAAAGUAGAAGAAGAGGAGAAUGAGCAGGGGAAAGUAGACGAGGAAGAGGAUGAUAAGGAGGAGGAGAAAGUAAAAGAGGAUGAGGAAGGUCAGAAAGUAGAAGAGAAAAAAGAGGAUAAGGAGGAAAAGGAGAAAGUAGAAGAGGAAGAGGAGUCUAAGGAAGAACAGGAAGAUGAGAUGACAGAAGAGGAUGAGGACAAAGACGAAGAAAGCUCUGAGGGUUCAUGGACCACCACAUGGGAAAUCCCUCAUGAGACAAGCACAGUGGAGAGCCAAGAAGCCAAGACAGAGGACAAGGCUGGAGAUCAGCAGACAGUGAUCAUGUUUGAGAGAAAGUCCACUGAGAAUGACUCCCCUUGGGAUAAAUGGACGUCCCCCACUGUUUAUACCAUCUCCACUGGGACGGGAGAUGGCGAUGAGGAGGAAGUAGAGGAGGAAGAACGGCCAGCUGUGGUAGUGGAAGAGCGACGGGUCCCAACACCGGAACCGGAACCGGAAAGCAAAAAGCCUUUUGUGUAUGUGAAGGAGUAUGUCGACGCAAGCGAGCAUUUGCUCAAUCUCAGCGACCCACUCAAUGGGUCAGAUGAUUUUGCAUCAAGCUCCAUCAGUUACUCGUACAGCAGCCCUUCCAGCUACACUAGGGUCUCCCUGUCGUCCACCUGCACGUACUGCGGAAAGCAGGUGGGCAACGAUGCCAAGAUCAGCAUCGAGCAUCUCAAUAUUAACUGCCACCCUGAGUGCUUCAAGUGUGAUGUGUGCAGUAGGCCUAUGGGAGACCUUCUCCACAGUAUGUUCCUGCACAAGAAAAAGGUCCACUGCGAGAGCUGUUACGCCACCGUUAUUUAAUCCUCGGAGCUUUUCAUCACCUCCUUAUCCUUGUCCCCGCUCAUUCAUGUUCAUUUGCAUAAUAAGUGAGAACUGCUCUGAAGUUUGCACCGAUUUCUUUCUUACUUUGCUGUAACACAUUUUAAAGUCAUAAAAAAAAAAGAAAGUGGAAUUGUCAGUAUGAUAGUCAUGUUGAACAGUCUAUUUUUUGGGGGGAUGAAAUAUGUUUGUGUGUCAGUUACAAUGAAGGAUGUGUUUUAUAUGUUUUUUAUGUAAAGAUUCACAAUAUCAGGUGGGCUUGGACAAUGUAAUUUGAUAUAGAAGGCUCGCUAUUUUUAAAAAUCUUUUUGCUUAUUUUACUCAUCUCGAUACAAAAUAGUGUGUUGAAAUGUACGAUGCAUUGCUAACAAAAUAAAAUGACUUACAAAAUCCUGGUAUAAACAUCUUACAAAAGUAGUGUGCUUGAAAACACACUCCAGAAUGAGUAUUAUUGCACAAAGGAGUUUAGUGUGUUGCAACAACAAGGUCUGGGUAAUAAUAUAAAGUAUUUAUCAUAAAAAUUCAGAGUAGAUUUGCUUUUGAGAACAACCGCUAGUGCAGAGGUUUCCGCUUGUAAUGUUGCAUUUCUCAAACUCUCCUCUUCCUCGCACUGUCACUUCUAGUAGCUGUUCGCAUAAAUGUGACUGGCUAAUAGCCAUUGGCCACAUGCAGAUUAACUUUAAAGAAGCACAAGCAGUCCACUGGCUGCUGCCUUGAUGGUCUUCACACACAGUUAGGCAGAUCUCCUUGGGUGAACAGGACAGUUCCCCUUGGCUCAGCUCCAGUCCAGAGAAAAAUGGGAGCUUUCCAGGAGCAUUUGCCUCUCUGCACCAGCUGCACAUAGAGCAUUUCCUGCGUAUUCCUCAAAGCAGAGAAAAUAUGGUAAUGUCCUUAAAGCAUCCCUUUGCCCAAGCGUCACAUUGAAUAGAAAAUUAAAACCUGUUAUGGUGUACACAAAAACCCACCUUGGAAAAGUAUUUCUAACCCUUUACAUUUUUCCAUUCAUAUUUUUGCGAUAUUCCAACUGUAUACAUCAGUGAAUCAUACAAUCACUGACCAUAGGUGCUAUACGUUCAAUAUGAGCUCCGACUAAUUGCAAAAGUCAUGCAAAAUCUGUCCCUGGAUGUGCAAAUGACUUGAAGCUGAUUGAGAUGAUUCUAGUAUUCAUUUCAGGGGACUGAAUGCAUUUGCCUGUCUAUUUGUAAACCAUGCAUCAUUUUCCAUCCAUUUAAAAAAAAACUUCACAUGAAAUCCUGAUAAUACACAUUCAGGUUUUGGUUGUAAUGUCACAAAAUGUGAACAAGCUCCAGGGGUUGGGAUACUUUUGUAAGACGCCAUAAUCCACAAAUAUAACGGUUUUCUGGCUCAGUUGUGUAACCACGAGUCAAUCCGUCAUUUAAACAGAGGGGACUCGUAAUAUGGGCCCCCCUGCAGAG
This is a messenger RNA of Xiphophorus maculatus (southern platyfish), 4186 nucleotides long. It is a transcript of the gene znf185, whose product is annotated as zinc finger protein 185 with LIM domain. Bases 297 to 2732 code for a protein of 811 amino acids. The record is from RefSeq and is a predicted model, not a curated record. The transcript has 29 exons. Lineage: Eukaryota; Metazoa; Chordata; Actinopteri; Cyprinodontiformes; Poeciliidae.